Molecule: messenger RNA, 648 nt
Organism: Aplysia californica (California sea hare)
Lineage: Eukaryota; Metazoa; Mollusca; Gastropoda; Aplysiida; Aplysiidae
Product: von Willebrand factor C domain-containing protein 2-like
Exons: 3
Coding region: 96-512 (138 amino acids)
Biological process (GO): negative regulation of BMP signaling pathway
Cellular component (GO): AMPA glutamate receptor complex
Molecular function (GO): protein binding
Source: RefSeq, a predicted model, not a curated record
CAGAGAGUAACGAAGUGAAAGAUUCAAGGCUCUGGACUCUCAGUUCUACGUGUCUGACUCGGCUUGGUACAGUCAACGUCUUAGAGUCGUCAAACAUGGCUUAUCUCUUCUCGUUCAGUUGUUUGUCCCUUCUACUCGUCACUGUUGUCACCGGCAUGACCGUAAAACCGGGCUGUGAAAGAAAUGGCGUCAUGUACAAGCCUGGCGAGAAGUUCAGCCCAAGUCCAUGCGAGUUCUGCCACUGCCAGGACAAUGGUCAAGCUAUGUGCGCCAUCCAGGACUGUGCCUUCCCGCCAUGUGUAGACGCCGUGUUUAAACCUGACCAAUGUUGUCCUGUUUGCCCGAACGGCCCCAACUGCAGAUCUUCUGACGGAACCCUCAUGCAUGUUGGCGAGACAGUGACCACCGCUAACGGAGAUGUGUGCUACUGCCCGACCAGUCCCAACAUGCACUGGGGUCCUCAGACAGCUGUGUGCAAAAGACCUCCUCCCACUACGAUAGCAGCAUCCUAAAGUGGGGUUCACAUUUAUCCUACUGGUCAGAUUUGCAUGAUCGAAUCGACUAAGAAAAUCGGAGGAGCGAAAACACCUUAUGUGUAUGUAAAAAAUGUCAGCAAGAAUAACAGUUGAUUUUUUUCUAUACGUAGAA